Sphenostylis stenocarpa is the source of this 1260-nucleotide messenger RNA. The record is from the annotation of a GenBank genome assembly. Lineage: Eukaryota; Viridiplantae; Streptophyta; Magnoliopsida; Fabales; Fabaceae.
AUGCUGGCAGGUUCACCGUCAUCUCAUAUGGGUUCAUCUAUUUCAAUGUAUCGUGGAAUAUGUUCAACAUCAAGGAUUGGAAAUAGUGAAUCCCCCAAUAGUGGAGCCUCUUCUUCUUUUACACAGCCUAUUGCAGACAUGAAUGAAAAUGAUAAAACAGACUUGCUCUCAAUAACAUGGAAUCAGAACUAUCGAUUAUUUGCUGUUGGCACAAGUCAUGGUUUUCGUGUCUAUACUUGUAAACCUUGCAAAGAAGCUCUCAGACGUGAUAUUGAAAGUAGUGGUUUUAAAAUUGUAGAGAUGCUGUUCUGCAGUAAUGUUCUAGCACUUGUUGGUUCUGUAGCUAAUUCUCAUUAUCCACCCAAUAAAGUUUUGAUAUGGGAUGAUUGUCAUAGAAGGUGCAUAGGUGAAUUUACAUAUAUGUCUGAAAUUCGUGGAGUGAAAUUAAGACGUGAUCGAGUUGUAGUUGUUCUAGAGCACAAGAUAUAUGUUUAUAACUUCAUAGAUUUGAAGCUUCUUCAUCAGAUUGAGACUCUGGCAAAUCCUAGAGGGCUGUGCUGUCUUUCACACCAUUCAAAUACAUUUGUUUUGGCUUGUCCAGGUUUACACAAAGGACAGGUUCGAGUUGAACACUUUGGACUGAACGUGACAAAAUCAAUCAAUGCUCAUUAUUCUCAAAUUGCAUGCCUUACCCUGACAUUAGAUGGGCUCCUUCUUGCAACUGCUAGUAUAAGGGGCACUUUGAUUAGAAUCUUCAAUACAAUGGAUGGUUCUCGUUUACAAGAGGUAAGAAGAGGUGCAGAUAUAGCUGAAAUCAACAGUAUAGCUUUUUCUCCAAAUGUCCAGUGGUUGGCAGCAUCAAGUGACAAAGGCACUGUUCAUGUAUUCAGCUUGAGAGUGAGAGUGUCUGGGGAGGAUAGUUUGACUCAGCCAAAUGUUGCUCAAGGGCCUGCACUGUUUCAUCAGAAUUCUUCCACUUCUUUAGAUCCCUUGAUUUCUCCAAAUACUGGUGCCAACCCCAGUUCAGCAUUAUCUUUCAUGAGAGGAUUUUUACCAAAAUAUUUUAGCUCAGAGUGGUCAUUUGCCCAGUUCCGCCUGCCCAAAAGCACCCAUUUAAUUGUGGCAUUUGGAUCUGAGAACGAUAUCAUAAUUGUUAGCAUGGAUGGGAGUUUCUACAGAUGCAGCUUUGAUAUAGUACAUGGGGGAGAGAUGGUGCGGCAGGAGUAUGUUCGUUUUCUGAAAUUUGAAAACAUGCCAUAA